Adineta steineri is the source of this 1113-nucleotide messenger RNA. NCBI's taxonomy places the organism in Eukaryota, Metazoa, Rotifera, Eurotatoria, Adinetida, Adinetidae. The record is from the annotation of a GenBank genome assembly.
AUGGAAUAUCAACCUAAUGAAGUUCCACCAUGUACAUCUGAUGAUCAGGUUUUUUAUCAGUAUGAUGCAAUAUUGUUUGCGAAUCAAUCUCAAUCUGUAAACAGCACCUCGAGAGAUGACUCAAAUACAACCUUACCAUCAUCUGUCCAAAGUGCAGAGGAUCCUUUUAAUAACCACGACGCCACUUCUCCUGGUCUUAAUGGGCAACCAACAAUACCAUCUACGCCUAAUAAUGCUGCUGUUGUUGUUGUUGAAGAAUUAUCUCCUGGUCAAGCCUUUCUCGUUAUACACGAUUGUCCCGAACCAGACAAUGAAGUGACUGUUAGUACAACUCCUUCUGACGUGGAUGAAAGUAACAUGGAAACAGUUGCUGAUACAUCAUCUGAACCCGAUCUGAAUGAUUUAAAGAAGCAUGCUGAAGAAGAAAAUUUAAAAAGGAUUGACGAAUCGAUUGUAGAACGAACAAUGCGUGUUAAAACUCAUCCACCAGCUUAUGUUCGUCUUCGCUAUUGGUCUGAUGGUCCACGGCAACUAGCAAAAUCUCUGAAAGAUCCUAUGGCGAUUGAUCUACCCAAUAUAAAAAACAUUAAAUUAAACUCUGCUCAAUCAUUUUGGAUUCGAUUGUUACCAGCUGCAUGGAUGAUAAAUCUACCAGACGAAGUAUAUCUUCAUCCAAAUAAACUAGAAUAUCAUUCUGAUGAUGUAAUCAAAUUUCCCGAUGGAACUAUUGGUGUUCGUUUAACUGCAGAUGAUAUAAAGAAAGGAAUAAAAGUAUUUUCACGUUUACAAAUAUUAAAAACAAAGCUAGGAACAUAUUAUCGUGAAUUCACACCACUUGAUCGAUUCGGCAUUGCUAGUGAUAUAGAUGGCAAUGAAACAGUUCCGGUGAGUGAAGCUAAAAAGAUGUUUGAUAAAUUUAACUUGAAAGCUAUGUGGAUUGUUUGCCAAUUAUUGGUCGAACAAAAUGAAACAUUUCAUUUUACAGAUAUUAUAUGUGUAACAGAUAAAAUAGAAGAAAUCAAACAACAAAACAAACGAGCAGUAAAAAUAAUGAAAGUGAUGAAAAAUAAGAAGAAAUCAAAAUCAACAAAACAAAAGAAAAUUUCUCAUUAA